Molecule: messenger RNA, 1596 nt
Organism: Dromiciops gliroides (monito del monte)
Lineage: Eukaryota; Metazoa; Chordata; Mammalia; Microbiotheria; Microbiotheriidae
Gene: AHSG
Product: alpha 2-HS glycoprotein
Exons: 7
Coding region: 60-1133 (357 amino acids)
Biological process (GO): negative regulation of endopeptidase activity
Cellular component (GO): blood microparticle; extracellular region; extracellular matrix
Molecular function (GO): cysteine-type endopeptidase inhibitor activity
Source: RefSeq, a predicted model, not a curated record
CUGGAAGCUUUGUCCAGCUUUCCAGUGAGUCGGUCUUCAGACUUGUCUUGGACCAAGCCAUGAGGUCCUUGGUAGCCUUCAUCUGCCUAGCUCAGCUCCUGAGCUUUGCGACUGCUCGGAGUCCUCCUCUUCCCCCAGUGAGGGACCCGAACUGUGACGACCCAGAUGUAGAACAGGCUGCCUUGGCAGCCGUGCAGUAUGUCAAUAGCAACCACAGGCAUGGAUACAAGUAUGCUCUGAAUCAGAUUGACAAAGCGAGAGUGUACCAAAGGCGGCCCUCGGGAGAGGUGUAUUCACUGGAGAUCGACUUGUUGGAAACCACCUGCCAUGUUCUGGACCCGACCCCCCUGGAAAACUGCACCGUGAGGCAGCUGACCGAACACGCCGUGGAAGGAGACUGCGAUGUCAGUGUGCUGAAACUCGACAACCAGUUUACGGUAUCAUACGCCAAGUGCAAGUCCAGUCCAGACUCAGCAGAAGAUGUACGGAAAAUCUGCCAGGACUGUCCCCUGCUGGCACCCUUGAAUGACACCAAGGUGGUCCACACUGUUGAGGCUGCCCUGGCUGCCUUCAAUGCCCAGAACAACACCAGUUACUUCAAGCUGCUGGAGAUCUCCAGGGCUCAGUUUUCGCCUCUCCAGUCCACCAUCUAUGUAGAGUUUGUGAUCGUACCCACUGACUGUGCACCAAAAGAUGUGGUUGACCCAGCCUCAUGCAACCUGCUGACAGACCAGUACGGCUUCUGCAAGGCAACACUGACCCAGAAAGAUGGCCAGGAAGGGGUUGCUGCGUCCUGUACGGUCUUUUCAACUGUGCCUGUGGUUCCUGGACCCCAACCUGAUGGAGCAGGACCUACUGUGGGACCCGCUGUGGCUGCUGGACCCGCUGUGGCUGCUGGACCCCCUGUGGCUGCUGGACCCCCUGUGGUUCUUGGAUCCCCUGUACUCCCUGGGAAACCCAUGUUGAGCCAUUUGCCCCAUCAUGACCUCAGGCAUUCCAUUGUUGGGAUGGCUUCCUUAGAAUCUGCCUCAGGGGAACACGGCCCUGCUGCAGGGCCUGUCCUGACAGGUCCUGGCCUUGUUAUCCCACAAAUCCCUCUAUGUCCAGGCAGGACCAGGUACUUCAAGGUCUAAUGGUUUUUUUCCAGCUCUGGAAUUAAACCAUCACCUGACAAGUGUUCCUAUCUUUACAAAUGUAGUAGAGGGGGAUAGGAAGCAGGGCUCUGCCAUUUUGUCAAAGCUGGGGAAUGGGGUGGGAGUUCAGGGAGGAAAUGCCCUUUCUUUGGUAUUUCUCCUGGCUCAGGCUAUGGGUCAAAGGAAAGAGGAAUUCCUAAAACCCUCCCCCUUCCCCAUACCUUACAAGACAGAAGGGGAGGAAGGAAUGGCCAUAUUGGAUGGAUAAGGCUAGGGACUCACACAUUCUGAUCAAUGUUCCCGGUGCCCUGACUCGACACUCAAUUGACACUAGAUGGUCAUCACUGUAUACUCUGACUUCUUGAUCUUGUCACAGCCAAAAGAAAUGUGAUUUGAGAGGUGCUAUUGCCAAUCUUGUGGCUUCUUGGUAAGAAAACUACCUUAAUAAACAAGUCUUCUGAAA